This is a messenger RNA of Naegleria fowleri, 1614 nucleotides long. RefSeq lists its product as uncharacterized. The transcript is spliced from 3 exons. The record is from RefSeq and is a predicted model, not a curated record. NCBI's taxonomy places the organism in Eukaryota, Heterolobosea, Eutetramitea, Acrasida, Naegleriidae. Bases 1 to 1614 code for a protein of 537 amino acids. Gene Ontology annotation, biological process: carbohydrate metabolic process.
AUGAUGAUGAUCUCUUCUUCAAGAAAUUCAAAUCAUCCAAUGGGUAGUAAUAGUUCUGGAAAUUCAGAACACUCACUAUCAUCAAUUUUUGUACACGCUCAAUAUACUCCGAACCCUAUUUUGUACGAAAUUUCAACCCGUCCUUGGCUCUAUGAGCUCUCUCAAAAGUACGGCUACAAGAUCAGACUCAAUAACAUUCCCAUGCAAGAAUUUCAAAAUUUGAAGCAAUUAGGAGUUCAGUAUGUGUGGUUGAUGGGAAUUUGGACGAUUGGUGAUUACGGAAGAUGUCGUGCUACAGAUUUAUCCAUGAGAGCUACUGAUUAUUCUCUCAAUUUACCUGAUUAUCAGAUGGAGGAUAUUAUUGGUAGUCCUUAUCAAGUAUUGCAAUAUACUGUCAAUCAGCUGGAGAUUGGUACAGAUAAUGAUUUGAUUAAUUUGAGACAAAAAUUGAAUGCCAUGGGACUUAAACUCAUGUUAGAUUUUGUUCCAAAUCACUCUGCUGUGGAUAAUCCAAAUGUGUGGCAAAACUCUUCACUGUAUGUGUUGAAUCCUCCCUCUGUUUCUCCACCUUAUGAUGCUUAUUCUUAUUUGCCUAAUGGAGUUGCAUAUGGAAAGGAUGGUUACUUCCCUGCAUGGACUGAUACGGCUCAAUUUAACUAUUGGAAUCCUCAAACUAGAACACUUCAAUUGACAAAUUUAAUGAAAGUUGCAAGUAUGGCUGAUGGUAUUCGAUGUGACAUGGCCAUGCUACUUUUGAACUCUCAAAUUAAUAGAAUUUGGGCAGCUCAAUUAAGUGAACGAGGAUAUUAUCAACCAAACACAGAAUUCUGGGAGUGGGCUAUUUCAGCCGUAAAACAAAAAUAUCCAAACACAAUCUUUAUGGCAGAAUGUUAUUGGGGACUCAACUCUCAACUUCAACAAUUGGGCUUUGAUUUUACUUAUGAUAAGGAUUUAUAUGAUGCACUCACUGCCAGUAGCAACACCAAAAAUAUUCACAAUUACCUGUCACAACAAUUAAUUCAAUAUGUUUCCCAUAGUGCUCACUUUGUAGAAAAUCAUGAUCAAGCAAGAGCUGUUGCAAACUUUGGAAGCUUAGCCAGAGCAAAUGCUGCCUGCGCCAUUUCUUUCUCAAUCCCUGGACUCAAAUUUUCAUAUUUUGGUCAAUGGAUUGGUAAAAAGAAUCCACUCGUGGUUCAACUCAGACGCAGCACCUCAGAACCCGUCCAACCAACAGCUGUUCAAUUCUACACUACAUUCAUUCCACUUGUUUCCAAUUUCACAACUCCAGAUGCCAUUUUCUCAUACAAAACAGUAAGCCAAAGCUCAGCUGCUUACAGAGUUUUUGCAUUCCAUUGGAGACUUCCAAAUUCAGGAGUGAGUUAUUUGGUAACCGUGAAUUAUAGUGAAAACCAAGGCAGUGGAGCCAUUGUUUUGGAUGACGUUCCAAAUGUUGCUGGUGACGUUCCAUUUGUAGAUGUAAUGAAUGGAAACACCACAUACAUGAGAAAUGCUCAACAAGUCAGAACAAGUGGAUUGUUUGUUGUCUUGUCCAGCUAUCAGGUGCAAAUUUUCAAAUAUUCGUCUGUGACUCCUUCGCUAAUCAAAAGAAUUUAA